Rhodamnia argentea is the source of this 1353-nucleotide messenger RNA. RefSeq names its product THUMP domain-containing protein 1 homolog. Gene Ontology annotation, biological process: tRNA modification. Lineage: Eukaryota; Viridiplantae; Streptophyta; Magnoliopsida; Myrtales; Myrtaceae. The coding region runs from base 78 to 1193 and encodes 371 amino acids. The record is from RefSeq and is a predicted model, not a curated record. The transcript has 7 exons. Gene Ontology annotation, molecular function: RNA binding.
CACCAUCAACCUCCAGCCAGAACCCUCGCUAAGCGCUCGUAACAGAAACCGAGAGCAAGCAGUCCGAGCUCGAGGUUAUGGCAACCGCCGGCAAAUCGAAGCCCACAACCACCAGCGACGGCGCGAAAAGCAAGAAGAGGAAGCAGUUCCUCCCUCACAAUAGGCCGGUGAAGAAGAAGGGAUCGUAUCCGCUACGCCCCGGCGUGCAAGGCUUCUUCAUCACUUGCGACGGCGGCAGGGAACGCCAAGCCUCUCGCGAAGCCAUCAAUGUUAUCGACUCUUUCUUCGAAGAGCUACUUUGUGGAAAUGGUGCAGCCUCAAUACCUGCAGAAACAGUCUCCAAACCAGCGAAUAAGAAGAUAAAAUUCAAUUACUCUGAAUCUGAAUCAUCUGGUGAUGAGGAUGGUGAUGAUGAUGAUGGGGAAGAUGAAAAUGGUGAAAAUGAAUCUGAGGCUCAUACGGGCGAAGAGGUUGAUCCGGGAAAUUCUGGAGAUGAGAACGCUGAACUUCAAAAGGAAGAUAAGCAAAGUCAUGGCGAAACUGCUGAAACACCGGAAGAACUAUGCAGUGGAGCUGGUGAGCCCCCUUCAAAGAAACAGUGCCUAGAGAGUUGCUCGUCCAAGUGUUCUUUGAAAGACAACAAAGAGGAGAAGUCCAUUGAUAAGCUGAUUGAAGAUGAAAUUAAAGAACUGGGAGAUAAGAAUAAGAGGCGAUUUGUGACCCUUGAUUCUGGUUGUAAUGGGGUUAUCUUUAUCCAAAUGCGGAAGCAGGAUGGUGACCCUGGGCCGAGAGAUAUAGUGCAGCACAUCAUGCAAUCUGCUGCAUCAACAAGGAAGCAUAUGUCAAGGUUCAUUUUGAGAGUCUUACCAAUUGAAGUUGCUUGCUAUGCUUCAGAAGAAGAAAUCUCUAGAGCAAUCAAGCCCCUUGUUACACAAUAUUUUCCACUUGAAACUGAGCACCCCCAAAAGUUUGCUGUACUGUAUGACGCGCGGGCAAAUAGUGGGAUUGACCGGAUGAAAAUCAUAAACUCAGUUGCAAAGUCUGUUCCUGGGCCACAUAAAGUCGAUCUCAAUAAUCCCGAUAAAAGCAUUGUGGUCCAAAUUGUUAAGACCAUUUGCUUGAUCGGGGUCGUUGAGAAGUACAAGGAGCUGGCUAAGUACAAUCUGAGACAGCUCACCUCGCCGAGGUCGUGAUGACACUCUUUAUUCUUUACAAUCUGCUAACAUAUAAUUUUCUAUGUAGAAAUCUUUGGUGAGAGGAAUUUAUGGGAUAAAUUAUCUGUGAAUGUUGCAGAAAUUUUUUAGCCUCUGUGCAUUAGUAUUGGUAGUGCUGUUUCGAUAUCGUCUUUGUUUA